AUGGAGUCGGAGGAGAAACAUCGGCGUCUGGUUAAAAGCCUCAAGCAAGGCUCUAAGCUGUGCGAGAUGAUCACUGGGGGUUCUGGCUCUUUGGACAGUAGAAGCAUCUAUGAGCUCAGCUUUGCAGAGGUCAAUGGCACCAUCCUUAGCCUUCUGUCAGAGAACCGUAGAAUGAGCCGCUUUCUCCCAGCACCUGGAGGAGGCAGAGUUCUUCUGGAAAAGAAAGUGGAACGUGAGCUCACUACACUUGAUGUUCUGUGUGUAAACCAGUGUGAAGGAGGAAAUGAGAACCAAGACACCAUUGAGCAGAACUUCUACAGAGGAGGAGAAGUGUCCUGGUGGAAUUUCUAUUUCUCUGAGCAGCCUGGAUCCAUGCGAUUCAUUGAAAGGGACAAAUUAGACUACAUAGUUGACACACUCAUCCCAGGCUUAUGCUCUUUGAGAAAAGGCUGCGUCCUCUUGAACCUCUUACAUGAAGCUGGAUGUGGUGGCACUACUCUGGCCAAGCAUACUCUGUGGAUUCGCAAGAAAAAAAACCGCUGUGCUGUGCUUGUUGACAGACAACCAGACCUUGUUACCGUGGCAAAACAUGUGGUCACACUCCUGAAGUGCGGCUGUAAAGAACGGGAACCUCCACUGCUGGUCCUGCUGAUGAUAGAUGAUUUUGAAGACAUGGACAGGGUCUUCAAGUUACAACAGCUCAUUGAGGAAGAGCUGUCCAUUGAGGAAGUCCAGUCCAGGUCUCCACAGGUGAUCCUCCUCAACUGUAUGAGCAGCAGGGCAGGUAAAGUGCACGAGGCUGACGCACCCUCCACACCUGCACUGAACAGGAGCUGCGGCGGGAUGCCAGACAUCCCCAUCUUACAGGGCUAA
Knipowitschia caucasica is the source of this 873-nucleotide messenger RNA. The record is from the annotation of a GenBank genome assembly. NCBI's taxonomy places the organism in Eukaryota, Metazoa, Chordata, Actinopteri, Gobiiformes, Gobiidae.